Molecule: messenger RNA, 1981 nt
Organism: Scatophagus argus
Lineage: Eukaryota; Metazoa; Chordata; Actinopteri; Scatophagidae
Gene: pofut1
Product: protein O-fucosyltransferase 1
Exons: 7
Coding region: 68-1255 (395 amino acids)
Biological process (GO): protein O-linked glycosylation via fucose; Notch signaling pathway; regulation of Notch signaling pathway
Cellular component (GO): endoplasmic reticulum
Molecular function (GO): peptide-O-fucosyltransferase activity
Source: RefSeq, a predicted model, not a curated record
GAGCCGUCUGGUUGGUUUCUGAAGCAGUCGAAAAGCGAGUGCAUUGUGGGAUACGAAAUGAAGCACAAUGGCGGUUAGGCAGCCAGUAUAUCAUGCUCUCAUAGUGACAUGUUUCAUUUCGUCUGUUCUACUCCAAACUCGUCGGACUUUUGCCGAAGACUUGAAGUGGGAUGAAAAUGGCUACGUUUUGUACUGCCCUUGCAUGGGUCGCUUUGGAAACCAAGCAGACCACUUCCUGGGAUCUCUGGCCUUUGCAAAGAUGUUGAAUAGAACCUUGGCAGUCCCUCCCUGGAUAGUAUACCGCCAUCACACACACCCUUACACCAACGUCCAUGUUCCCUACAGUGAAUUCUUCAAACUGGAGGCCUUGUCAGCCUACCAUCGUGUAGUCAGUUUGGAGGACUUCGUGGCGAAGCUGGCUCCCAAACACUGGCUGCCAGGACAGAGGAAAGCCUACUGCUUUGAGACUGCUGCACAGCGAAGUGCAGACAAGAAAUCUUGCCCUAUGAAGGAUGGAAACCCUUUCGGUCCAUUCUGGGACUACGUCGGUGUGGAGUUUGACAAGUCUGUCUUGUUUGGUGGGAUUUCUUUUAGUGCCUACCACCAACCUCAGUGGAUGAAGAAGUUCCCCCCCUCUGAGCACCCUGUCCUGGCCCUGCCUGGGGCUCCUGCCCAGUUCCCUGUGACAGAGGAGCAUGCAGGCCUGCAGCGCUUUGUGGUGUGGUCAGACAAGAUGGUGAAGGAGGGAGAAGAGCACAUUGCCACCCUGCUGACCAGGCCAUACGUUGGCAUUCACCUGAGGAUUGGCAUUGACUGGCAAAACGCCUGCAAAAUGCUGAAGAGCGGUGAUACAGGGCCUCACUUCAUGGCCUCACCUCAGUGUGUUGGCUAUAACCGCCAGACAGCCUUGCCUCUCACCAUGACCAUGUGCCUUCCUGACCUAGCAGAGAUCCGUAGAGCUGUCAAACUAUGGGUGAAGAAGACCUCUUCCCGCUCUGUCUACAUCGCCACUGACUCAGAAUCCCACAGUAGGGACAUUGAAAUGCUCUUCAAGGGCAAGGUGAAAGUGGUGAGUCUUCAGCCAGACUCGGCCCAAAUGGACCUGUACAUCUUAGGCCAAGCUGACCACUUCAUUGGCAACUGCGUCUCGUCCUUUUCCGCCUUUGUGAAGAGAGAAAGGGACGUCCAUGGCCUUCCAUCCUCCUUUUUUGGCAUGGACAAGCCUGGGAAAUUAAAUGAAAAAGAAGAACUCUGAGCUCAUGGGUCAAUUGGACGUCCUCUGGGCGCUAAUGCUGGCUGACUGUCACGAGGAGACGAGAGAACAUGUAGAAGGCAGAGAACGUUUCUGUCAUGUGAUGGUUCAUAGUAUGUGAAGGCCAGUCAUUUUAAAAUGGGUUUUUAUUGCAAGAAAAGGCUUAUGAGAUAGAAUGUUGCAGGACAGUAAUGUAAUGUCUGUGAAAUUUUAUGAUGUGGACAGUGCUGCUACCAAGAAACACUUUAUUUUUGUCUUUUCCCCGCUUGUAAAUCUAAUAUUUGUAUGUUUUCUGUCAAGAUCUGGCUUCUACUUGACUUUUUACACUGUACAAGAAACUAGUUUCCAUCAGGGAAACACACAUUUUCACUCUUUCCUUUCCUUUCUAUUGCAAGGAUAGCACAGUAACUGACUCUCCUGUACGUCCUAAUCACAGGGAGGAAGGAGAUGGUUUCUCCACCUCUCAUUUUUCAUGGACCAAGAAUUGAUGAAAUGUGUGGAACCUUGUCCUGAAUGUUGUGGGCACAGUAUUGUUACACACUGUGAUUGUGAACAGAUGUUUUGGGGAGACAAAAGAAUUGAUUUGCACUGGUAGAAGCAAUUAAAUGUAAAUGGGGAUGUAUGGCAAGCUAUUCCUGUUCCAUUGUUUGAAUGCAGUGAUUUUGAAGUAAAAUGUUUUCUAUAAUGUUUUUUUUCAUCAAUAAAAAACGACACUAAUUUUUUAAAGAA